AUGGCAGAUCAAGAGGAGGACUUCAGUAAACUCCCAUUCUCCGACAGGUUCGCGCACAAAAAUUGGAAAGUUCGAAAAGAGGGAUAUGAAGAUGCGGCGAAGGCAUUCGAGAAAACACCGGACGAGUCAGACCCAAUAUUCAAAGAGUUCACAUUCGACUCUGCUUUGUGGAAGGGUGCAGUCUUGGAUUCCAAUGUUGCAGCGCAACAAGAGGGAGUCAACGCAUUGUGUGCGUUCCUAAAAUAUGGGGGUCCGCAAGCAUGCACAAGGUCCCGAAAUGCUACAAUAACACCGUUAGUUGAAAAGGGUCUUCCGUCAGUAAAGGUAAUCACAAAGCAGAGCUCUCUAGAGGCACUACUACUCUACGUUGAGCUUGACAAGGCCGAUCCCAUACUUGAUGACCUUUUGGCAGGCCUCUCGAAUAAACAACCGAAGAUUGUUGCGUCAACUUUGACUGCCCUGACAGCGUUAUACCAUGCUUACGGAGUAAAGAUCGUAGAGCCAAAGCCGGCGCUGAAGUCGUUGCCAAAGGUGUUUGGCCACGCAGACAAAAAUGUGCGCGCUGAGGGGUCAAACUUGGCGGUUGAGCUCUACCGAUGGCUGCGCGAGGCCAUGAAACCUUUAUUUUGGGAGGAACUCAAACCUGUACAGCAGCAAGAUCUUGAGAAGCUAUUCGAGGGAGUCAAGUCACAGCCUCCACCCAAACAAGACCGGUUGCAAAGAUCACAACAAGCCGCCGCAGCGAAGCAAGCCGCCACGCCUAAAGAGGAGCUAGACGACGAAUCACAGGGUGUUGAAGAGGAGGAAGAAGUGCAAGCUUUUGAUUUGGCAGAACCUGUGGAUGUGCUCAGCAAAUUGCCAGGAAAUUUUCAGGAGAACAUGGCCUCUGCGAAGUGGAAAGACAGGAAAGAUGCUCUGGACGCGCUUCACGAAGCAGCCAACACUCCUCGAAUCAAGGACGGUCACUUUGAUGAUACGAUAGCAGUCUUGGCUAAGUCGAUGAAAGAUGCAAAUGUUCAAGUUGUCAUAACCGCCGCGCAUUGCCUGGACGUUCUCGCCAAGGGUCUUCAACGCAGCUUUGCAAAACAUAGGAGCAGGAUAAUGCCUCCAAUGCUAGAGCGGCUGAAAGACAAGAAAUUGGCGGAUCCCUUGGGCUCGGCACUUGAUUCCGUCGUAGCAUCCUCAGGUCUCUCCGAGAACAUGGAAGAUAUUGUGGAGUUCCUAAAGCACAAAAACCCACAAGUAAAGGCGGAGACUCUGAAGCUGCUCAUCAGAAGUUUACGUAAUACCAGAGAGGCACCGUCGAAGGAAGAGACGAAGUCAAUAGCUGGUGUUGCUACUAAGCUGCUCACGGAAUCCACAGAAGCGACAAGAAAUGGGGGCGCAGAGGUUCUUGGAACUCUCAUGAAGAUUAUGGGCGAAAGAGCGAUGGCACCGUACAUGGAUACUGUGGAUAACAUAAGAAAAGACAAGAUAAAGGAAUACUACGAAUCGGCGGUGGUAAAAGCAAAAGACAAACCAAAGCCAGCCCCACAACCUCCAAAGACUGUGUCAGCUUCUCAAAAGAGGCCCGCUGCUCCAGGGGCCAGGAAAACAGCGCCCGGCAUGAAACCACCUGCUAAACGCCCGUCCACUCCUCAAUCCGAAAAGCCACUAACGUCUCCUGCCCCCAAAGCUGCGACUGGCAAGUCAAUACCAUCCAAGCUCUCUGGUCUGCCAAAAUCAGGUCUUGCAGGUCCCAAGAGCAGACUCCCAGGAGCAGGACCAGUGCCUUCCAAGCUCACAUCACCUCGACGGACGAUCACGCCCCACUCGGAUGAAGACUUAGCUCCAGUACCGAAAUUGGGACGAGGCCUCGCGGGAAGGCCCUUAGGAAAACCCGUAGCGGCAGCGACUUCUUCUCCUCCACCAACAACACACCAGGCCGGUCCUUCUGCAGCCGACAUUGCCAAGCUUGAAGAGCUACGAGCAGAGAAGGACCGAUUAGCACGCAGCCACGAAGAUCUUCGAGCAGACAAACAGAAGCUCACCUCUCAAAUACACGAGCUACGGAAUCAUAAUGCUCAAUUGAUCGAAGACCACACACGAGAUGUCCUCAGCAUCAAAGCCAAGGAAACUCAGCUUGUACGAGCGCGUUCAGACGCUGAGGCUGCCGAAAGCACAGUGCAGCGUUUGCAGCGUGAGAAUGAACGGCUGAAGCGCGAGCUAAAUCGAGCCGUAAGACAGAGCACAGGGAGUCCCCUCUCCUCUGCUACCGCUGACGACGGGAUGGGCAUAUACCGUGACUCAGCUUCAUCCAAUGGCACUCGUUACAACCAGCAUUCGGGCAUAGAGCGACUCAACAGCAGUGCUUCAAACAGACGUUCAAACUACCUAGGAAGCCCGAGCGAAGAGAAGGAGAACGGCGUGUUUACGGGAGGAGAGAAAGCACAACCACCUCCGUCCUUUAGGGAAGACGUUGGCAGUGGUGGUGAGAAUGUAGACGAGGGCGGGAAGCCGGUCGAGAAUUGGAGAAGGGCAACGGAGGUAACUAAUCAACUGAAGGCGAGGAUUGAGCAAAUGAAGGCGAAGCAAGGUCUGCAAAGGCAACGUUGA
Molecule: messenger RNA, 2595 nt
Organism: Bacidia gigantensis
Lineage: Eukaryota; Fungi; Ascomycota; Lecanoromycetes; Lecanorales; Ramalinaceae
Exons: 4
Coding region: 1-2595 (864 amino acids)
Biological process (GO): microtubule polymerization; mitotic spindle organization; establishment or maintenance of microtubule cytoskeleton polarity
Cellular component (GO): spindle pole body; kinetochore; microtubule plus-end
Molecular function (GO): microtubule plus end polymerase activity; microtubule plus-end binding
Source: RefSeq, a predicted model, not a curated record